Closterium sp. Naga37s-1 is the source of this 1033-nucleotide messenger RNA. The record is from the annotation of a GenBank genome assembly. Lineage: Eukaryota; Viridiplantae; Streptophyta; Zygnematophyceae; Desmidiales; Closteriaceae.
CGAGCAGCAAGGUCAAUGCAAGGAUUGCGCUAGAGGCCACCGACAGCACCGGCAGCACCGACAGCAGUGGCAGCACAGGCAGCACCGGCAGCACCGACAGCACGGACAACACCGGCAGCAGCACCGCCGGCGGCAGCAUCGUUGACGGCACCCCCAGCCCCACUCCCAGUACCACUGUGGACAGCAGCACUCGCAGCACCACUAUUGAUAGCAGCACUUUCAGUACCCGCGGUGGCGGUUCCAAGCCACAGUUUACCACAACCGUGGCUGUGGGCAAGGCUCGGCUUAGCUUCGGCAGCCAGCGCUGCGUGAGCGUGCCGAAAAAGGCGCGGGGGAAGAGCGCGCAGGUGUGGUGGAACGGCACGAGCAGCAAGGCUACAGGCUUCUCUUGCUCGCAGAUCAAGUUCUUUGGGAAGGGCGGCUGCCGGGGCACGGAGCUUGAUAGCAUGGUCAACCCAGGCUCUACUACUGCCAAGUCUCCAAGCAACAAGAAGAACCUCCGCAAGUGGGCUUCCAUGGCCUCGAUUCUUUGCACCGAUGCUCCCUGUGACGCGUUGGGCUGUGAGCCUGGAGGCAAAUGCAUGGUGGAUGAGAACGGCGAGCGCUACUGCCAGUGGGACUCACCCUGUGGCGCCUGCCCCUCUGGAGCAACCUGCAAGACCGUGCCUGCGACUGAGGAGCCUUCGGUGCAGGUGCCUUACUGCGCGUGCCCUAAAGGCUAUGGGAUAACUGCGACCAAGUGUGUUAAAGGUGCACCUUCCACCGUCUCUUAUGAGAGCUACACAGUCAUUGCAAAUCGAACAGCGAGGGACAACUCUUCUCGACCCCUCACCUUCCGCACUAACGUGAAUAGCUGCACCCAUAUGCCGGAAGCAUUGGCUGAGGAGGGCGCAACAUUGUAUGGAGUUAUGAACACCGGUGAUGCUCCAAGUCUUUCCAGCUGCAAAGUCUAUCCAACCGACAACUGUGAAGGCGCUAGUAAUGACGAUCUUUUUGCCGGACCCAAUCCGUUGUUUCUUGCAGCUUAUGCACU